This is a messenger RNA of Peronospora farinosa, 2406 nucleotides long. Lineage: Eukaryota; Oomycota; Peronosporomycetes; Peronosporales; Peronosporaceae. The record is from the annotation of a GenBank genome assembly.
AUGGACACUAAGAAUGCUGUUCAGACACCACCUCUGGCUCUAAAUGAUGACGAUAGCGAGAAAGAAGAGGUGAAAGUGAUUGUAAUGAAUUAUGGGAAAUGGAAAGACGCCAAGGUGCUAAGUGACGUAUUGCACUCGAAAGGUAUUAACUUUUCUAAGGUCCAGAAGACCCGACAAUUGUCAUUUGGUUUCGUGCUUUUUCAUUCCAAGGAAGAACGAGCUGAAGCGAUGCCCAAAUUGCAAGCAAUUGAAUGGAAUGGAGAGAUGUUGGAGGUGAAAGAUGCACUGCCUAAGAAGAGUAUGAAACCUAUGCUUGUAAGGCAACACCGUAAGAAAGAAGAGAAGGAGAAGGACCAGGUUGACAAGAAAGAGGAGGAAGACGUAUCGGCACGUGAUGUACGCGACGUAGUGACUCCAUGGGCUACUGUCCCGUAUCAGGAACAGCUGGAACGCAAAGAAGCAGAGAUGAAGAAGGUGCUGGUGAAGAUUAAGAAACGAAAAUUAGAGCACGAGAAACAGGAAUAUGAGACGAAAACGAAACAGGACACGGUCGUAGGGGUUUACACGGACGAUGCAAAGCCACAGUACUCGUUGGCGAUCCCCAAGUGGCUUAAUAGCCAUGGAUCACUCUUUGUAGUGGCCAACGAGGUGCUGUACUCGCGUCCACAUGAAGGAGAUGUGUACACUAAAUGGACGCGUGUGGCGGAUGCUGCAGAUGUAGUGGCGAUCAUAUCGUUUGGCAGUAACUUGGUGGGUGUCAAAAAAGACAAUAUAAUCUACGCUUUGAAGCCGAAUUUGGCGUCGACUGAUGGAUUGUCAUGGGAGAAGAUCUGCAGCGGUCCUGACGGAGUGCAAAUCACAUCGCUUUCUUCGUUGCGUGGUACAUUGCUUGGUUGCACUAGCGAAGGAAAAAUUUACAAACAGGAGGGCAUGGGUAGUUUUGCGUCUGGUGAAUGGAAGCAGCUGGGUGAAGUCCCAGGUGCUACCGUGAUUGGCCUCCACAAUGGAUUUUUGUACGCGCACAACCAGGCUUUAGAAAAAGAGAUGUCUUGGUCGCGCGCUCCGCUUGACGCAAAUGCGCUGGAGGUUUUAACUUUCGAGCCAUGCGUCGUGCCCAUGUCAAAGUCCUUCGGAAUUACGUCACACAACACGCUGAUAAUUCUCCUAACGUCAGAAGCGAUUGAGUUUGUGCAGAAUAGUGGCCACGUGAAAGCCAGCGUACCUUUGCCAGCGGAUCUGAAGGGAGGGAGUUUUACCGGAUUUGCCAGCCACAAGGGAUUAUGUUGCCCGAUGGAAUCCAUUCAUUCCUCUCCUGUGACUGAAAGCUACCGCAAUAAGUGUGAGUUUAGCUUUGGCUUCGACAACGAGGACAAGCCGUGCGUCGGUUUUCGCCUUGGUCUAUUCCGUGAGGGCUCUGUGGUUGUCAGCAAGCCUAAUGAAUGCGUGAAUGUACCAACUGAGAUGAAGGCGGUGUGCGCUGUCGUACAGAACAUUCUGGAGACGUCGGAUAUUCCCGUGUAUAGUGUCACCACGAAAACGGGUGUGUGGCGUGUGCUGACAGUCCGCCAGAGUGUCAGUACGGGUGAACUCAUGAUCAUGAUGCAGGUGAACUCAGCAGGCCAGACAUUAGAAGAGCGAGUUGCAGUCAGAGACCUGAUCGUGAAGCGGCUCACUGACGACUGCAACUCUUUCAAGGUGACUUCCAUCUACAUGCAAGAAUACAAUGGCCUGUCAACUCCUUCGGAUAACGAUCCUGUAGAGCACGUUUUUGGAAAGACCAAGCUUGAGGAACACCUGCUGGGCAUGCGGUUCUUAGUGUCUCCGAACGCCUUCUUUCAGGUUAACACGGGUGGGGCCGAGAAGUUGUAUUCUCUGGUCAAAAAGUUCGCUAACGCAGACGAGCACACGUUGCUUUAUGAUGUGUGUUGCGGUACUGGUACAAUCGGCAUUUGUGCGUCAAAAGGAGUUGGCAAGGUUGUGGGAAUUGAGAUUUGCAAGCCUGCUACUGAUGACGCCGAGGCAAACGCAAUACUGAAUGGCGUGAAGAAUGUGAGCUUUAUCAAUUCAAAGGCGGAGGAUGUGAUGAAGGAUCUGCUGCAUAAGAAGCGCGAGGAGAGUGAGAAGCACCUGAACCGCGUCGUAGCCAUCGUGGACCCGCCGCGAGCUGGUCUCCACCACCAAGUGCUGCGUGCACUUCGUGCGUGCCCACCGGUGGAGCGUAUCGUGUAUGUAUCUUGCAAUCCGACUGUCUCGCUAGUGCGAGACGCUGUAACGCUAUGUGGUCCCAGCACCAAAUCUCUCCAGGGUCGGGCCUUUGAGCCUGUGCAUGCCGUCCCGGUUGAUAUGUUCCCCCACACACCGCACUGCGAGAUGAUCAUUGUGUUCGAUCGCGUUAAAGCUGAGUAG